Messenger RNA from Cinclus cinclus, 1424 nucleotides. RefSeq names its product leucine rich repeats and transmembrane domains 1 (gene LRTM1). NCBI's taxonomy places the organism in Eukaryota, Metazoa, Chordata, Aves, Passeriformes, Cinclidae. Gene Ontology annotation, cellular component: plasma membrane. The transcript is spliced from 3 exons. The record is from RefSeq and is a predicted model, not a curated record. The coding region runs from base 1 to 1056 and encodes 351 amino acids. Gene Ontology annotation, molecular function: protein binding.
AUGAAAGGUAACUGGCUUUUGGUUUGGAGUGCCAUCUUGUUGGCACACACAGUGCACGGCUGCCCUGACAAAUGCCUCUGCUACACAGCCUCAAAGACUGCAGACUGCAAGAACAGAGGAUUUACUGAAAUUCCUGCCCAUUUACCUGCUGAAAUUCAGAUCCUACAGUUGCAGAAUAACCGUAUCUGGAGAAUCAACCAAAAUGCGUUCACUGCAACACCGUUACUCAAAAUCUUAGACUUGUCGAACAACUCUCUCUCAAGUGUGGCACCUGGUGCUUUCCAAAAACUAAGAUAUCUACAAAUUUUAAACCUAACCAGAAAUAUGAUUCAUUAUAUAGAAAACACGACUUUCAGUUUCCUCCCACACCUAAAAGAACUAGACUUGUCAUCCAACAGCAUUAUUCGAUUGCCUGAGACAUUUGGAAACAGCACAGGGAAUAUAACAUUGCUCUCUGUGAAGCAUAACAAACUUCAGAAAAUGGAAAGAAUUCUGCUGGAGUCACUUCCAAACCUGAAAGUGGUUCUCUUCAAAGAUAAUCCCUGGCAAUGCAACUGUAAUAUCUUUGGCCUGAAACUGUGGCUGGAGAGUUUUCUAUACAGAGGAGGAAUAAGCGACGGCAUUAUCUGCUCAGCGCCGGGGAUUCGGAAGGGGAAGGAUCUCCUCAAAGUUCCCUACGAGCUCUUUGGGGCAUGUUCUCUGAGGACAGCUCACGUGCACCUGGCCAGCAGCCACCACCACCCCCACCACCACCACCAGAGCUCGGAGCACCGCGGCUCGCAGAAGCACGGCCACCACGGCGAGCUCGGGGACGGCGGCCGCGCCGGCUGCGAGCCCAAGGCCAGGCCCAGGCCCGUGAGCCUGCGCCACGCCAUCGCCACCGUCGUCAUCACCGGGGUCGUGUGCGGGAUCGUGUGCCUCAUGAUGCUGGCAGCCGCUGUUUAUGGCUGUGCUUAUGCUGCAAUUACAGCCAAAUACCACAAAGAACACUCGGCCCCGGCCAGGCAGCACGCGACUCCCGAGAAAAAGGAGCUGUUCGAGAGCUCCUUGCCUUGAGUUGCUUCUGUCUUUGGCUUCUUGAAAAUAAAGCCCUCGCUGCUUUAUUUAUCGCCUGGAACCUCAACAGUGUUGUUUUAAUAGAAAUUACUGGGGUUCUUUUCUUUUUUUUUUUUUUUUCUCUUUUUCAUACAUUUUAAAAAUGUAAGUAUAUCUAUUGUUUGGAAUAUCCACUACGACUUUACAUAGAGCAACAGAAGUUCAUUUAUUCUGUGUAUGUAUAUUCCAAAGCCACUACUUAGGGUUGAGUGCUUGAGAUCACAAAAUCUUGAUGUAGCGAGUUUAAAGUAUUUCACCAUCCUACACUAACUCUUGAUGCAGUAUUAGACCAACACAUGACCUAUGGUGUGUAAACCUACAAUCAGUGG